Molecule: messenger RNA, 1474 nt
Organism: Eruca vesicaria subsp. sativa (arugula)
Lineage: Eukaryota; Viridiplantae; Streptophyta; Magnoliopsida; Brassicales; Brassicaceae
Source: the annotation of a GenBank genome assembly
AUCGUCGUGACACGUCACACCCUCCCUCUCUCUCCGCCGCCUCUCUGUUUCUUUUCUUCACCCUUCGUCGUGUUGAGCUGCUGUGGUAAGAGAAAGGAGAAAGAAGAUGAGUAACACAGAGAAGAAUAACCCAACAGUGGAAGAAGAAGAAGAAGAUGAUGAGGGAGAGGUUUUCCUCGGUGAAUCAGAUGUUAUCCAAGAGUUCGAUGUCGACGGUGAAGAUCUUCCUGAAGCAGAUGAUGAUGAUGAUAACGAUGAUGAAGAGUUUGAUGAAAACGAUGACUCCAUUCACACAUUCACUGGUCACAAAGGUGAGCUUUAUGCAAUGGCAUGUAGCCCAACGGAUCCAACCCUAGUAGCAACUGGAGGUGGAGAUGAUAAAGCCUUUCUCUGGAAAAUCGGUAAUGGAGAUUGGGCUGCUGAGCUUCUAGGUCACAAGGACUCUGUUUCUUCUCUAGCUUUUAGCUACGAUGGACAGUUACUUGCUUCUGGAGGGUUAGAUGGUGUUGUUCAGAUCUUUGACGCAUCGUCUGGGAUUCUAAAGUGUGUUUUGGACGGUCCUGGUGGUGGAAUCGAGUGGGUGAAGUGGCAUCCGAGAGGACACAUUGUGUUGGCUGGAUCAGAAGAUUGUUCUAUGUGGAUGUGGAAUGCUGAUAAAGAGGCUUACCUUAAUAUGUUUUCUGGUCAUAACCAAAGUGUCACUUGCGGUGACUUCACUCCUGACGGUAAACUUAUUUGUACUGGCUCUGAUGAUGCUAGUUUGAUUGUAUGGAAUCCGAAAACUUGUGAAAGUAUCCAUGUAGUCAAAGGUCAUCCGUAUCAUACGGAAGGGCUGAUAUGCUUGGACAUCAACUCAAACUCCAGUCUUGUUAUCAGUGGCUCAAAAGACGGUUCUGUUCACAUUGUCAACAUAGUUACCGGAAAGGUGGUGAGCUCUCUGACUUCUCAUACAGAAUCAGUUGAAUGUGUGAAGUUUUCACCAAGCUCUGCAACAAUCCCUUUGGCUGCAACAGGUGGAAUGGACAAGAAGCUUGUAAUCUGGGAUCUGCAACACUCAACUCCCAGGUUCAUCUGCGACCAUGCGGAAGGUGUGACAUGUGUGGCUUGGCUAGGAACCACCAAGUACUUAGCCACUGGCUCUGCUGAUGGUACAGUGAGCGUUUGGGACAGCUUAUUAGGAAACUGCGUUCAUACCUUCCAUGGCCACCAAGAUGCGGUCCAGGGCAUCUCAGUCUCUGCCAACACUGAGUUCAUUGUUUCGGUCUCUGUUGAUAACACUGCUCGUGUCUAUGAGACAUCUGAGUUCCUAAACAAAACGGCAUAGGCAAGAUUGAGAGAACACUUGCAUGUCCAGUUUUUAUUUGUUACCUCUCGUUAUUUGUUCGGACAAGUGAUGAAAAAUAUUGUACUUUUCAGUUAUCUAUGCAAUAUCAAUAGUUAUGUUUCCUUGUGAAUCUGAUAAGCAAUAUUGAUU